UUCUACCCGCCGGAUGUGAGCACAUUUCCCGAAGUGCCUCGCGAGCGGCCGUCUGGAUAGCUGAGUUUGGAGAGUCGUUCGCGGGUUGCAAGUCGUCGUUGUUGUGGGUGUUGUGUGCACCGGGCAGCUCCACAAGAUUGAGGCCCGGCCGCUACCUCAUCGGCGCGCACAAUGGCGCUUCUGCGGGGCGUGUGGGGCGCGCUGAGCGCCCUGGGAAAGUCUGGGGCGGACCUUUGCGCGGACUGUGGAAAUCGAGUGCGCUUUCCGCUCGGCGUUUCGUAUGUACCAAGAUGGUUUUCAUCCGCCGUGAGUAGUUAUCCAAAGAAGCCUAUGACUAAAUACGUUCGAUUUUCUAAAGAACAGCUACCCUUAUUUAAAGCCCAAUCCAUAGGUAUGAAAAAUCAAGAACUUAUUAAAAAAAUCGCCCAACUUUGGAGGGAACUUCCUGAUGCAGAGAAAAAAAUAUAUGAAGAUGCUUACAAGGCAGACUGGCAGGCGUACAGAGAAGAGAUAAACAGAAUUCAAGAUGCUCUAACUCCAAGUCAGAUUAUAUCUUUGGAAAAAGAAAUCAUGCAAAAACGUUUAAAAAGGAAAGCACUAAUAAAAAAGAGAGAGUUAACAAUGCUUGGAAAACCGAAAAGACCUCGCUCAGCUUAUAACAUUUAUGUAGCUGAAAGGUUCCAGGAAACUAAGGAUGUUUCAUCACAGGUAAAGAUGAAGAUUGUAAAUGAAAACUGGAAAAAUCUCCCUAGUUCUCAAAAGCAAGUAUAUGUUCAGCUUGCUAAAGAUGAUAAAAUUCGUUAUGAUAAUGAAAUGAAAUCUUGGGAAGGACAAAUGGCUGAAGUUGGACGAGAUGAUCUUGUGCGUCGCUCAGCAAAAUUCAAAGAAAACACUGGCCACUAAGGAAUGUUAAAGUAGAAGAUUGAGUUACGUUCACAAUGGAUAGACACAAGAAACCAAUUAAGUCUCAAUAUUUGAAGCUGUUGUAAAACUAGGAUAAAUUUGGUAAACAUUUUAUAUUUAACUCCUCUUUUUUAGCUCAUGGACUUAUGCCAGUUCAGUACAUUUUGUAUUAGUAUCAUGCUUUAGAAAACCCAAACAGGUAAAAAAAAGUCAUGCAAAAUUUAGUUUGUGUUUAGGAACUACUGAGGAUCAAUAUAAUCCAUGAAAUGUAGUAGUGAAUCAUUUUAUCUUUGAUAAAGGUAAAUCAGACUGUGAAGUUUUAUUAUACUUGAUGACUAUGGAAAAAGUUUUCUUGUUUCCUUAUGCUAUGGAGUCAGGAGUUUUCUACUCAGAAGUGUUCCAAGUUGUAGAAGCCAGAGUGUUCUAUGAUAUAAUCAUGUAGUUUUUUAAGAGCAGUGAGUGCUCACCUAGGUAAAUUCCAAAUUUAUAUUAUAUUCAGAGUUGAUGGUUGUACAUGUAAGGGAUUACUGAUUUCUUUUGCCACUUUUUGUAAAAGGCAUGGGAAGAUUUACAAACCUUUUCCUAAUUUUUUUUUCCCUAAAGUAAAACUAAGAAAUUAUGUACCAAAUCUAUACAUAUUGUUUCAUAGUGCAUGGAAUAAAAUUUUAAAUCUUUUCUAAUUAUAUGUUGUAGGCAGAACAUUCAUUUUACAGCUUUUUUGUUUUUUUUCCUUCUUUUUUAAGUAGGGAUUUUUAUCCUGAAUUAUUUUAUCAUUCUCAUGUAAGUGCAUUUAUCCUGUAAGUAGAGAACUUGUCUGGUUAAGUUUUAAAAUGAGAGCUCUAAAAAACAAAAAGUCUCCAAAGUCUCUAGACUUGGAAUCUGUGAGUUUUAAACAUUUUUCUGAUGUAAAGGUGUAUAUAAGGGAUAGCUAAUAGUGGCUCAUGGGCCAAAGCUCACUGCCUGCUUUUAAUGGCCUGUGAACUGAGAAUUGUGUUUAUAAUUUUAAAUGGUUAGAAGAAUAUUUCAAGACACAUGAAAAUAUGUAGGAAAUUCAGUGUCCCAAAAUGAAAUUUUACUGGUAUAUAGCCAUACUCAUUCUUUUACUUAUUGUUCAUGGUUGCUUUUGUGCAACAAUGACAGGAUUGAGUAGUUGCUAUAGAGAUUAUAGCCUGCCCAACCUAAAAUAUUAUUCUCUGACCCUUACAGAAAAAGUUUGCCAUCCCAUGGUCUACAGUAUAGAGUACUGUGACUAGUGUUCCAAAGUAUUAAUGUUUGUGGAUAGGCUUUUUAAAGAACUGUUUCAGACAUUCUUAUUUUAGAAUCUUUGUUACCAUUGUCUUAAGAGGAAAGAGAUCAAAUCACUAGAGAGGUUAACCAAACUGUUGUCCCACAGUGUUAGCCAGGAAAAUAAUCCUCAUUUUCAAAUUAUGUUGCAGUAUAAUAAAAAAGAUUCAUAUAGGUUGGAAUGAGAUUCUCUUAAAUUAUUUACUGUGGCUUGGUAAAAUGAACCUUUAAAGUUUUCCAGUUAGCAUAUAAUACAAAAGUCUUAUCAUCUUUCAAGCAUUUGCCUUACCUUCUUAGGAGAGUCAAGCAAAGGUUCUCAAAACCCACCUCACUUUUUUGGGCAGAAUAAUUUAUCUUUCACCAUCAGUUACAGGAAUAUGAUAACUCAAAAUUUGCAUAUGCUUAAUAUUAUGCAAAAUGUUUAGAAAUUGUAGAUUCUACAUUUCCAGCAAAAGUUUGAAUAUUUUUGUUGUUUGUGGAUAGAAAAUAUGUAAAAGUCAUGAAUUGACUUGCUUGUACUGAAUUUGACAAAGGCAGGGACUGAAGAGAAAAGUAUAAUUUAAGAGAAGGAAUAACAUCUGAGUAUAUAAGGAUGGGUGUUUCAAACAAUUUCCCCUCUUGUUACGAAUACAGGGCAAAGUCUGCUAGUAGAUAAAAAGGUAUCUGAGGCGAGAGUUACUUUGGGGAAGAGAGGCAGGGAAGAAGAGACGUGUAGUAUCGUCUGUUGUAGUCUUUUCAGUUGGCUUUCUGGGAAGUAGCCCUAAUUCUGUCGUAUCUAGAAUCGUACUGAUGAUGUACCAUCCCUGGGCCCAUGUGAAGCACAUAUCAUACAUAGUACUUCAGAACAAAAAUAGAGAGCAACACCUUUGCAAUUACUUUCUUCUGAGCUCUUUUAGGAUUUAACUACUUUUUACUGAGUACAUUCAAAUUAUAUCUUUGCAAAUAUAUUUGGAAGUUCCUUGUCUAGUAGGUUAUCAAGUAUUUACAACUUAAUAUCGGGGAAAGAGUAUGUGAGAAAAAAACUGAACUGACAAAGGUAGCAAAAAGAGCUAGAGCAAAGUCAUUUCAUAAUGUUGAAUCAUUUCUUUGUUAAUGCUUUAAAUACUAGGAUAAUCUGGUUCUACACCUUUCUUAAUAAACUUCAGUACAUGUUGAAUAUUGGCAUGCUGUAACCAAAUGCUAUCCAGUUUAACAAUCCAGAUAUUUUCUGCUAUAAAGAAUAAGAACUUGACCAGUGGCCACUCAUAUACAAAGGCUUACCUUUUAGGCUUUUCUUAAGUUAGCCCAACAAAGUAGUUGCUAUAGGAGCUAAAGAAGAGUGCUAGAGGAAAAGAUGCUCAAGGAGUGAAACAAAGCACUGUUUAUUCUCUUCUGAGUAGGUAGUCAUAAAGAGACUUGAUACUUCUGUUCAUUGGAGUAACAAUAUUAGGUUUGAGAAAUAGUUUAAUGGAGAGAGGGUUGUAUGAUUGUUUUUCUUUGUUUUCUUAAAGAGUAUUGUGUGCAAAUUCAGCCUACUAUAAUAAUGUAAUUUUGUUACUGCUUUUAGCCAACUCCUUUUUUGGAAAUGCCAUUUUUUUUUUACAAGGCAUAUUUUUUUUAUAGUUCAUUUGAAGUGUAUAUUUAAAUUCCUGAAUUAAAAUGAUACUACUAUAAGUGGACUUAAAGUAACUAGAAAAUUUCAUUGAUUUUUCUGUUAUUUAUUGUACUUUAAAUUGAUCACCACCAAGUUGUACUAAAGCAACAGGAAGGUUUUAAAUAGUUAAGUGAUGGCAUCUAUUAUUUCUCUUACUUCAUCAAUAUUUAAGAAUAUUCUCUCACUUUCUUUCCUCUCCUCACAGCCACUCUCCUUCUCCCUUCAUAGUAUCAAGCUGUUACAAAUUUGAAAAUGUUAUAAUCACAGACUGUUUUGAAAUUUUAAAGCAGUAAUUUAAAAAAAUUGAACCUUUGAAAAGAAUAAGAUGAACAUAUUUAUUACUUUGAAUUUGUAAGACUUUCCAAAGAAAAACUAUACAAAGCUAGUAUUAUCAGUCUCUCACAUUGUUCACAAAUAAAGUACUUUUGGUAAUUGAUGAAAUCACUGAUUAAGGUUAAUGGAAAAUACACAAAACAUAAAACCAUUUUCUAGCAUAUUUUAAAAUAUUAAAAUGUUUUAACUGAGGAGCUAAACCUUAAAAUUGAUCCUAAAUAAGAAUUUUAAGUAAGUCAAAAACAUUUUAAAAUCACCCUAUCAUCAUUUAAAUCACCCUUACAUAAUGGCUUCUGAUUUACAUGUGAUAUGCAAGAAAAUAUUUUCAGGUUUUUUUUUGCAUUUAUUUAGAAUCUAUCAAUUUUCAUUCCUCCUGCACAAAUCAUGUAUAAGAUAGGGGAAGAAGAGAGUACAUAGUUUUAACACAGUCAUAUAUUAUACAUAGGUUGCCAACUACUAGCUUUAUAUUUGGUUGUACCUAUCUCUAAGGUUCUAUUUAAAAUACUUUUUUUAACUGGAAAUUUUGUGCAUUGAAUCUUGGGUAGGAUCAAGUGGUGAGGAGGGAUCCAAAUUUAUUAGUCAUUCAGAAAUUGUCCAAGCAUUACGACCAUUCUUCUCAAUUUUCCUCAUCACCAGUCAGAAUAGGUCUUUAUAGUUGUGUAACUAAAGUGAUCAGGAAUUUUACUGGUGGUAGCUGCUUAAUAGAUGCCAGUAGUUUUUUUUACAGUGGAUUUAUAUCUUGACUGUAAGACUACUUUGAUGGGAAUAGUGGAGUUUAGUUAAAAGUAUAGCCCUUUUCUUUUAAUCUUAACAUUAAUAGUAUCUGAAUUUAUGUAAGCUUAGUAUCAAAUAUUAGUAAGACCUAAACUAUUCAGGAUAUUUCCCCAAAGCCAUCCCCCUUGCCCUUAGUUUUUACUUUUGCAAAGCUCCUACUGUCAUUUGUAAUAAGAGCCUGCAUGACAAUUCGAAUGAAUGGUGAGUCAUGUCAUAACACUUAGCCAACACUAUUAUUGACAGUGUUAUCUUGGAAUCAGAAGGGAAGUGUUCCUUUUUUUUACGGAAAAUGGGAAUUGAUUUUUGAUUCAGUUUGUUGCUAAGUGGUAAGAACAAGAAAAUAUACAAGAACAAAACAAUCAGAACUAGCUGUUUAUUUCCAUAAAACCCAAGUGAAAAAAGGCUUGAAAAUGGUGAGACUAAGCCUUCCCUUUUCCUACCAAGUUGUACCAAGUUGUACUUUUCCUGUUAGAGUAUUAUUAACAUGACUAUAAAGGAAUGCAAAACGAAUAGACAAAUAGCAACAUAAGGAAACAAAAAACAGUAUCAUAUAUAGAGCAACAAUUUCUAGGUAUCUUUUUGAAGACAGGAGGUAGGUGUAGGGAUCCAUAGGUGCUCAUUGGUGCCAAUAUGAACAAACCAAAUCAGAUGAGAAGUAGAAACAUGCAGGUCUGACCAGUUAUGAGUAGUGGAGGCUGGUAACAAAGGUUGGCCGCUAAAGUGUUGGAGAGAAACUGGUUUUGGGUGGAGCACAAGAGGAGUAGGUAUAAAUGGACAGACUGAAGAGUUUGUUUCUCUCCAGUUACUAAGUUCCUUAGACUGAGGAAAGUAGAGUGAUAGGCUACUGCAUCAUGGGUGCUAUGUUUGAGCUAGGUGCGGUGAUUCUCACCCUUGCCUAAUAGAAUCAACCCUAGAGCUUUUAAACGUGCAGUUGCCUAGGCCAUGAUAUACAGGGUAGAACUGGGCACUGGUGUUUUUUUAAAGUUCUCAGAUAAUGUGAGCCAAGGGUUGAAAACAAUUUGGUGUGGGGGUAGUGCUGUAGCUCAGAGCUUCCCAACCCAGUAAUAGUGCCUGGUGUUGAGUGGUCGGUCCAUGGACAGUGUAAUCAUAAUCCUUUAUCCAAGCCAGGAGACUUUUUAAAAAAGUGAGAAGACUAAUUGUAUAUCUGGACAACAAGCAACCUGACUUAGGUCACUAGUUAUGAAUGUGCUUAGUUAUUUGUUUCUUUCAUCUCUUUGUGUUGUGCUGUUGCCUGAAAGAGACAGUGCUCCAUAAAGAGCCUCUUUUGUUUACUAAAGUAUGCUUUGUGAAUAUUAACAUUUUUUGUAUGUCUUUAUGUAAAAAGAUUAGUAAGUAUUGUUUCUAGCUAACCUCAGGCUACUUCUAACACGUGUAGUGAUAUGUCACCUCUCCUGUGUUUAAAACCCAAUUUAAACCCUAGUUGGUAGGCUUAAUGCUGCUUUGAGGCAAGGAAUCAAGCUGCCUGAGGAUUGUUUUCACUUUAUCCCACGUGUAUCCAGACAUGCUUACUUUACUUUUAAGAGCACAUGGAGCAUUCUUCAGAAUAUGCCAUAUGUUAGGUCAUAAAAUUAGCCUCAAUAAAUUUAAAAAGGUUAAAAUCAUGUAAAAUGAUCACAAUGAAAAAUAACAAGCAAUUUUAGAGAGUAUACAAAUAUGUGGAAUUUAAACAUCACAUUCCUAAAUAACCAAUGUAUCAAAGAGUAAAUCACAAGAAAAAUAGAAAAUACAUUGAGAUGAAUGAAAAUGAGGACUGACCAAAACAUGAUGGGAUAUAGCUAAAGCAGUACAUAGAAGAUAAGGAUAGCUUCUACUGUCUAUAUUAUAAAAGAUCACAAAUCAACAAUCCAAACUUUCACCUAAGAUUGGAAAAAGAAGAGCAAACAGUGGAAAGCAAGCAGAUAGAGUGAAAUAAGAAUUAGAGCAGGAAUUAAAAUAGAUAACAGAAAAAUCAAUGAAACCAAAAGUUGGUUAUUUGAACUGAUCAACAAAAUUGACAAACUUUUGUGACCUAGUGACGAAAUUGACAAAACUAGAGUGACCUAGUGAAAAAAUACUCAAAUUAGAAUCUGAAAGGAAAGAGGGAACUUUUACUGACUACAGAAAAAAGAGGAUUAUUAUAAAUACUAUGAGCAAUUUUAUGUCAAAUGACAUAGGCAAAUACAUAGAAAGACAAACUACCAAAGUAAUAGUAGAACUGAUCAUUUGAAAGGAGUGGAGAUGUUUUCUGAAGUUGGUUAAGAAAAAUAUAACUGCUAUUUGAAGUUAUAUGGCAAUGAAAGAAAAAUGUAUAAAAUUGGGAGAAAGUAAUGUUACUGUUAUUAAAAUUUUCAUCUU
This is a messenger RNA of Manis javanica (Malayan pangolin), 7282 nucleotides long. The record is from RefSeq and is a predicted model, not a curated record. NCBI's taxonomy places the organism in Eukaryota, Metazoa, Chordata, Mammalia, Pholidota, Manidae.